This is a messenger RNA of Paramuricea clavata, 1628 nucleotides long. The record is from the annotation of a GenBank genome assembly. NCBI's taxonomy places the organism in Eukaryota, Metazoa, Cnidaria, Anthozoa, Malacalcyonacea, Plexauridae.
GUGAACAUCAAUUUGAAUUACUGGAUAUAGUUGCAGCGAAAUUCCAUGAAGAGCCUGGAGUAUUCAAAUUGUUGGUAUGUGAAGAUUGAUCUACAUGCAAGAUCGAGAGGAUUUUAUUUCGUGUUUUUGAUAUUUUCGUUUUGCAGGUUAUUGAUUCAAUUAUGGCAUUGUUUCGAGUUGAUUUCUGUGGCAGAGGGGAGUUAGCAGACAGACAGCAAAAGCUCGCUCAGAUGUUAUCACGAUUGCAGAAGAUUUCCGAAGGUACGAAGCUUGCAAUAUAUAUGCAAUUUGGAGGUUUUGACAUUUUAUUCAAAUAUUUUACGAAGACUUUUGUGUAAAUAAAGUUUUUUUGGCUAUACCAUAACUUCAUGAUUUAUACUAUAUCAUGCACUCGAUGUGUUUCUGUUUUUAGAGUUCAAUGUUGCUGUUUUUAUCACAAAUCAGGUACAAAGUACCACUGGUGUUUCUCAACCUAUUAAGAUGACAGAAAGCCUAAACCUGAACCGCUAUUCUAAAUAAAUAAUUUUUUAUAUGUUUGUGAUGUUGUCUCUGAGUGUGUCCACACCGGGCAAGCUGAAAAGUUUGCUUGACCGCGGUGGGAAUCGAACCCGCGGCCUUUGCAUGGUUUGCUAGCCAUAAAUAGUUAUUGGAUUUUGGGGAAUAUUCGAGGGGAAAAUCGACGUAUGAACUUGUAUUAAUAUCUGAAUCUUUUCGUUUUUAGAUGACUGCAGAUCCAGGAGGUAAGAUAUUUUAAACGUACACUGUUCUUUGUUUCAAAAAUGCAUUUUUCAAAUAUUCAAUGUUAUUAGAUUUACGGAGGUUAUAUGUAUAUGUUACUUAACUGAUUAACAACACAAAAACUAAUUUUCUCUUUGUUUUCUGCAAUGCCUCCAUCAUGUUGAUGUUGAAAAUAGCAACCAUGAGGUGAGAUUUCUUAUUCAGUUUAGUUCAGUCUAAUUCUCAGACCAAUAGCAUGGUUCGAUAAUUUAAAAUUUUUAUCUGUACCUCCCUAGUAUACACUCCAAUUAUUGAUUAUAUAAAAUUUAGAAAGAUUUAAACUGUUCCGUCUCAUAACCUCGACUUCUUGUUGCAGUUUUCAGGCAGAUCCAAAGAAACCAAUUGGUGGUCAUAUUCUGGCACAUGCCUCCACGACGCGCGUUGCAUUACGGAAAGGCAGAGGAGAAUUACGAAUUGCAAAGAUUUAUGACAGGUAGCUGAUAGUUAUGUAGCUAAAUGUAGAGUUGGGAGAACUCUCAUGCAAACUCUCGCUUCUCAACUCUCAUCAACUCUCAUUCUCGUUUGACCAGGACGUAACGCUGAAUUUUUGACUGCCGUUAACACCCUGAAUUUUUCACCUCUAGUCCCGACUUACCUGAAAACGAGGCCACGUUUGCAGUAACUGCUGGAGGUAUUGCGGAUGGCAAAGAAUAACUGGAAAUAUUAUUAUUCCACCUUAAACCCAAUUGAAACAAAGUAAACUUCAAUAAUUCUUACAAAUUUUGACAUUUCAAAAAGGAUGAAUAAUUUCAUAUGUUGAUUGUAUAGCUAAUCAUUCGCGGUUUUACAUUUAUUCCUGACGUGAAUUAUAUCAAUUAUCUUCAAAUAAAUAAUUUUAGUGUAAAUGUUGC